AAAGUGAGGAUAAUUUAACGGUGAUACAGUGGUGAAGUUGUAUAUGUUCUAUUUCGUUAAUAUAUGAUCACAUGAAUGUGUGUUAAUUGAACCUGAACGUCUAAAUUGAGGGACGAAUACCAUACCUCUAAAAGAACUGGUUAAAACUGGAAUUACUAUUACAAGAUAUUGUAGAAACAUCAUUCGGUAGUCGGUAACAUUCAAUUAUACUCAUAUCUUUAGAGGAUUACCUGCAAUACGAUUUCAAUUUUUUUUAAUUAAAAACCAGAAUAUGUAAGCAGACUUUUACAAGACAGGCAAACGUAAAAUAAGAAAGGAUGGACGACCAGGUGCCGAUAAUUCAGCAGCAGAUGGCUGAAGAGCGACAAGGUGGACUCGGUAUUAUAACAUGUGCAGUAUUUAUUGUCGGUGAGAUUGCCGGAUCAGGGGUUCUUGCUCUUCCAGCCGCUGUAGAAGGAGCUGGAUGGAGUGGACUUAUUAUAAUGGUAUUAUGCUGCCUUAUAUCUGCCUAUACUGGUAAUAUACUGGGAAAAGCUUGGAUGAUAGUUAGAAAACGAAAUAUAGAAUACCAGAUAGGGCAUGUUCGAUACCCAUAUCCUGCCAUUGGCCAGGAGGCUUUUGGUAGAUUUGGCAGGAAUCUUGUGUCAAUAUCUAUUAACUUCACAUUGUUUGGUGUCGGAGUCGUAUUUUUACUCCUUGCUUCCAUCAAUAUAGCUAAUCUCCUCGAGCCAUAUUGGCCUGACGUUAGCUUCUGUUACAUCGGAGCUAUAGUUGCUGGUUGUCUGAUACCUGUAUCAUGGUUAGGAACACCUGCAGAUUUCUGGUUUGUAGCUGUGGGCGCAACAUGUGCCACUGCUAUCGCAUGCUGUAUUUUACUUGGUAAUGUCAUAUAUGACGGAGAAAAGAAGGUUGGUGCUUUAAUUCAUAACGAAAUAGACUUUACGUCCUUUUCCGUGGCAUUUGGAACAAUUUGUUUUGGUUUUGGUGGACAUCCGGCAUUUCCAACUUUCCAGGCAGAUAUGAAGAAGCAAGAAAACUUUGGAUGGGCAGUUUUGGUCGGAUAUUUGAUUGUUUUGGCAAUGUAUUUUCCUGUCUCAGCAGCCGGAUAUUUCGUAUAUGGAGGUCAAAUAACUGACAACAUUUUAGAUGUCGUGUCUAGAGGACCUGCACAUACAGUCGUGUCUAUUCUAAUUAUAGCUCAUCUUAUGCUUGGUUUUAUUAUUGUAAUCAAUCCAUUUUGUCAAGAAAUAGAACACCUUUUAAAAAUUCCAACACAUUUUUCAAUAAAAAGGGUCAUGUCAAGAACAACUAUAGUUAUCGUGGUGUUAUUUGUUGCCGAGUCUGUUCCACAUUUUGGUAGUAUUUUGUCGCUUGUUGGCGGGUCUACAACAACAUUACUUGCAUACAUAUGUCCUCCAUUAUUCUAUCUGAAGUUAUGCAGACAAAAACCGAGCACAACUGAUAACUGGGAACCAGAACCGGAAGUACCGUUACAUACAAAAGUAAUCAACUAUGAAAUUAUUGCUGUUGGUUUUAUAGCGGGUGUGGCAUCUACCUACUCGGCGUUGAAGUCCCUUAUCACUGACCAUUUUACAGUACCAUGUUAUAUUAAUCCAAUAGAAGCUGGAAAAUAGUAGUAUCUUUUCUAAGAAAAAUGUGAAUAAAAUUUUAAUUCAGUAAGGUUUAUGUAAAACUAACGAUUUUACAGUUUCUUACUGUCUUUUUGUGAUUUCUAAAGAUUGACUCUAGUGAAACAAUAACACUUAAGUGAGAGAGUUUACGAGUUUGAUAUAUACACUAUACAAAUACAUACUCGUAGACAAUACACUGAUGAAUCCGUAAUGAAGUAUUAUUAAAAUUUCAGUCAAAUACUUUA
Messenger RNA from Ruditapes philippinarum (Manila clam), 1876 nucleotides. RefSeq lists its product as uncharacterized. The coding region runs from base 318 to 1634 and encodes 438 amino acids. NCBI's taxonomy places the organism in Eukaryota, Metazoa, Mollusca, Bivalvia, Venerida, Veneridae. The transcript is spliced from 9 exons. The record is from RefSeq and is a predicted model, not a curated record.